CACGCACACGCUCAUCUAACUCCUCCCUCUGAUCACAUCAGUGUGCUGUGAGCUGCUCACUCUUUGCCCUAAUCAUCACAGUGGAUAUUCUGACUGGACGUGAACCACCAGAGAGACUACAUUCAUGCAGGAUGCCUUUCGGAGGAGGGAACAAGUGUGGCUGCUGCCAGAAAACUGUCUACUUUGCAGAGGAAGUGCAAUGCGAAGGAAAGAGCUGGCAUAAAUCCUGUUUCCUGUGCAUGGUGUGCAAGAAGAACCUGGACAGCACAACUGUGGCCGUGCACGCAGACGAGAUCUACUGCAAGUCAUGCUACGGCAAAAAGUACGGUCCAAAAGGUUACGGCUUCGGCGGAGGAGCGGGGACCCUCAGCAUGGACACCGGAGAGGGGCUUGGAAUUACGCCUCCAGUAGAAACUCCGCAUCAUCCCACCAACAACCCCAACGCCUCCAAGUUCGCCAAGAAAGCUGGCGCCUCCGAUAUUUGUCCACGCUGUGGCAAAACCGUCUACGCGGCGGAGAAGGUUAUCGGGGGCGGUAAUUCAUGGCAUAAAGGUUGCUUCCGUUGCGCCAAAUGCGGCAAAGGACUGGAGUCCACCACUGUCGCAGACAGAGAUGGCGAGAUCUUCUGUAAAGGUUGCUACGCCAAGAACUUCGGACCCAAGGGUUUUGGUUAUGGUCAGGGUGCAGGAGCUCUGGCUCAUUCCCAGUGAAGUUCAGUUUGUCUACAUCAUCAACUAAGCUGCUUCUUUCCGUUCAUCACGCUACAUCAUACAUCAUACAGCUACACUAAAAACAAAGCACAUUUUUGACAGUCACAAGUGUUUCCAAAAAUUGUAAAUGUUCGUGUAAAUAAUGAAGUCAUGUUACAGUUUUGUUUUUAGUUAAACCCUUAAAACGCACACCUUAACCCUUCAGACACCAGAGUUUUUUCAUUAAAAUAUUCAGUUUUGAUAUA
Messenger RNA from Hippocampus comes (tiger tail seahorse), 955 nucleotides. RefSeq names its product cysteine and glycine-rich protein 1b (gene csrp1b). Lineage: Eukaryota; Metazoa; Chordata; Actinopteri; Syngnathiformes; Syngnathidae. Bases 132 to 710 code for a protein of 192 amino acids. The transcript has 6 exons. The record is from RefSeq and is a predicted model, not a curated record. Gene Ontology annotation, biological process: muscle tissue development; sarcomere organization. Gene Ontology annotation, molecular function: actinin binding; structural constituent of muscle. Gene Ontology annotation, cellular component: cytoplasm; nucleus; Z disc.